UGUUAAACCCCUCCUGAUUGACACACAAUCCGACCAAUCACAGUGAAGCACCGGAGCGAGUCAGCCAAUCACAGUCAUCUUCAGUGGGUUAGCUUGUUCUCCGGUUGAACGACAUCUCUGUCAGUAAAUCAUGGCGUCCGGCGCUCUCUUCCCCAGCAUGGUGUCUGGUUCUCGCGGUUCCUCCAGUAAGUACCUGGUGGAGUUCCGGGCGGGGAAGAUGACGAUGAAGGGCAGCACGGUGACGCCGGACAAGAGGAAGGGUCAGGUGUACAUCCAGCAGACCGACGACUCGCUCAUCCACUUCUGCUGGAAGGACCGGACCACCGGCAACGUGGACGACGACCUGAUCAUCUUCCCGGACGACUGUGAGUUUAAGCGUGUGAGCCAGUGCACCACAGGACGGGUGUUCGUACUGAAGUUCAAAGCUGGAUCCAAGAGACUCUUCUUCUGGAUGCAGGAGCCGAAGAGUGAGAAGGACGAGGAGCACUGCAGGAAAGUGAACGAGUAUCUCAACAACCCCCCCAUGCCGGGCGCUCUGGGCAGCGGGGGUGGUGGGGGGCACGACCUGUCCGCUCUGGGAGGUGAGGGCGGUCUGCAAAGCCUUCUGGGUAAUAUGAGCCACAACCAGCUGAUGCAGCUCAUCGGACCGACCGGACUGGGUGGGAUCGGGGGCCUCGGGGCCCUCGCUGGCCCAGGAUUGGCUAACCUGCUGGGCAGCAGCAGCAGCAGCAGCAGCAGCAGCAGCAGCAGCGUCCCUGCAGCCAGCAACUCCUCCACCAGCCCGUCCACAGCCGUCACCCCCACCUCCACCUCUGCUGCCAGCCGCCUCGGCUCCUCCCAGGUUCCCACCACCCCCAUCACCCCCUCCAACACCUCAGCCGCCUCCCCCACCGCUUCCUCCCCCUCCACCCCUGCUGCAGCCUCAGGGGCCGCCGGGACCCCCAACCCGUCGCAGCCCAUCCAGCUGAGGGACCUGCAGAGCAUCCUGGCCACCAUGAAUGUCCCGGCCGGCGGACAGGUGGACCUGGCCAGCGUGCUCACCCCGGAGGUCAUGGCUCCCAUCCUGUCUCACCCCGAGGUGCAGCAGCGCCUCACUCCGUUCCUGCCGUCCGGAGAGUCCCUGCCACAGAGCAGCGAGGAGCUGAGCAACACGCUCAGCUCGCCUCAGUUCCAGCAGGCGAUGAGUAUGUUCAGCAGCGCUCUGGCCUCGGGUCAGUUAGGUCCUCUGAUGAAUCAGUUUGGUCUGCCGGCAGAAGCCGUCGACGCCGCCAACAAAGGAGACGUCGAAGCCUUCGCCAAAGCCAUGGAGACGGAGACAAAGUCGGAGCAGGACGGUGACGCCAAGGACAAGAAGGACGACGACGAGGACAUGAGUCUGGACUGAGAAUUUAAUAUUUCACUUAUUUAUUUUGCUGCUGCGGAUGGUUUGUAACUAUGAAACACUAAGGAUAAAGUACUAAGAGUAUGGUUAAUAUAACCCCCCCCCCCCUCCCCCCGGCCUGCAUGAAUAUAAACUGAUCAUGUUUUAAAGCUGCAUGUCUUCUGACGCAAGAAAUACUGAGAAAUAAACUCGACUGCUGUGUU
This is a messenger RNA of Eleginops maclovinus (Patagonian blennie), 1584 nucleotides long. RefSeq names its product proteasomal ubiquitin receptor ADRM1-like. NCBI's taxonomy places the organism in Eukaryota, Metazoa, Chordata, Actinopteri, Perciformes, Eleginopidae. The record is from RefSeq and is a predicted model, not a curated record. Gene Ontology annotation, molecular function: endopeptidase activator activity; proteasome binding. Gene Ontology annotation, cellular component: proteasome regulatory particle, lid subcomplex; cytoplasm; nucleus.